Molecule: messenger RNA, 3815 nt
Organism: Equus quagga
Lineage: Eukaryota; Metazoa; Chordata; Mammalia; Perissodactyla; Equidae
Gene: BBS1
Product: Bardet-Biedl syndrome 1
Exons: 17
Coding region: 16-1797 (593 amino acids)
Biological process (GO): non-motile cilium assembly; protein localization to cilium
Cellular component (GO): BBSome; centrosome; axoneme
Molecular function (GO): patched binding; smoothened binding
Source: RefSeq, a predicted model, not a curated record
GCGACGGCCGCGAAGAUGGCUGCUGCGUCUUCGUCGGAUUCCGAGGGCGGCCGAGCUGAGAGCAGUGAGGCCAGUUCGAAAUGGCUCGACGCGCACUACGACCCCAUGGCCAACAUUCACACCUUUUCCGCAUGCCUGGUGCUGGCAGAUUUGCAUGGGGACGGGGAAUACAAGCUGGCGGUGGGGGACCUCGGCCCCAGUGGGCGGCAGCCCUGCCUGAAGGUGCUUAAAGGACCCACAGUGCUGGCUGAAAGCGCGCUACCUGCCCUGCCGGCCGCCGCCGCCGCCUUCCUCAUGGGACAGCAUGAGCCGCGGACCCCAGCUCUGGCCCUCGCUUCAGGCCCUUGUGUCUAUGUAUAUAAGAAUCUCAGGCCCUACUUCAAGUUCAGCCUGCCCCAGUUGCCUCCAAACCCCCUGGAGCAAGACCUUUGGAACCAGGCCAAAGAGGACCAGAUCGACCACUUGACCCUGAAGGAGAUGCUGGAGGGUAUCCGGGAGAAGGCAGAGGUGCCUUUGUCUGUACAGUCCCUCAGGUUUCUGCAGCUGGAGCUGAGCGAAAUGGAGGCAUUUGUGAACCAGCACAAGUCCAAACCCAUCAAGCGGCAGGCAGUCAUCACCACCAUGACCACCUUAAAGAAGAACAUGGCUGACGAGGACGCCAUGUCCUGCCUGGUGCUGGGCACCGAGAACAAGGAGCUCCUGGUGCUGGACCCGGAGGCCUUCACCAUCUUGGCCAAGAUGAGCCUCCCCGGCGUCCCCGUCUUCCUGGAGGUUUCUGGCCAGUUCGAUGUAGCGUUCCGCCUUGCCGCUGCCUGCCGCAACGGGAACAUCUAUAUCCUCAGAAGAGACUGCAAGCGCCCCAAGUACUGCAUCGAGCUGAGCACCCAGCCUGUGGGGCUUGUCCUGGCACACAAGGUCCUGGUGGUGGGCAGCACCCAAGACAACCUGCAUGGCUUCACCCACAAGGGUAAGAGGCUGUGGACAGUGCACAUGCCAGCAGCCAUCCUGACCAUGAACCUCCUGGAGCAGCGCUCCCGGGGCCUGCAGGCCGUCAUGGCUGGGCUGGCCAAUGGAGAGGUCCGCAUUUACCACGACAAGGCCCUGCUCAACGUCAUCCGCACCCCGGAUGCAGUGACCAGCCUUUGCUUCGGCCGCUACGGGCGGGAAGAUAACACCCUCAUCGUGACUACGCGAGGUGGUGGCCUGAUUAUCAAGAUCCUGAAGCGCACAGCAGUGUUUGCGGAGGGGGCAGGGGAGGUGGGCCCCCCACCAGCCCAGGCCAUGAAACUCAACGUGCCCCGAAAGACCCGGCUUUAUGUCGAUCAGACCCUGCGAGAGCGGGAGGCUGGCACCGCCAUGCACCGGACCUUCCAGACCGACCUCUACCUGCUGCGCCUCCGGGCCGCCCGCGCCUACGUGCGGGCCCUCGAGUCCAGCCUGAACCCCGUCUCUGCAACAGCCCGGGAGCCACUCAAGCUGCACGCUGUGGUUCAGGGCCUGGGCCCCACCUUUAAGCUCACACUUCACCUGCAGAACACCUCGACAGCCCGACCCAUCCUGGGGCUGCUGGUCUGCUUCCUGUAUAACGAGGUGCUCUAUGCCCUGCCCCGGGCCUUCUUCAAGGUCCCCUUGCUGGUGCCAGGGCUCAACUAUCCCCUGGAGACCUUUGUGGAGAGUCUCAGUGACAAGGGCAUCUCAGACAUCAUCAAGGUGCUGGUGCUUCGAGAAGGCCAGAGCGCACCCCUGCUGAGUGCCCAUAUCAACAUGCCCGUGAGUGAGGGGCUGGCAGCAGCCUGAGCCCUGGGCCGGUGGUAGAGCCCCUGCGCAGUCAGGCCCCGGAAGAUCCUGCCCCUUCCUCUGAGCUGGGCAGUCAGUGGCCCCAGGCCCACUCUACACGGCAGCGUGCUGGGGCGACAGCUUCCUUCUCUCCCAAGCACCCCCUUUCUCACCACCCCAACCACUGGGUGACCUAUCGCUGCAGGUCCUGAGUAGCCGGGAGGUUGAGCUCCUCCCCUCCUCAGGAAGACGCAGGCACUGGCCCCCAGGGCCCCUGCUGCGCCUCCAUCCUCCCCACUCUUCUCCAAAAACCACAGCCAGGUCCAGAGGAGCCCCGAAGUGGUCAAGGCGAGACGAGGGGCACAGGCCCAGCCUUCUCCUUUGCCACCUCCCUCAGGCACAUCGCUCACCUGCCUCUGCAGGCCUGGGCCAGAAUUGGCUGGGGCCUGGCCUGGGACACUCAGAAGCUUUUCUUGGGUGAGACUGAGCCCCCUGUUGCUCCCUGGGGUUCCACAGACUUGGCUGCUGCCAGCUCAGCUUGCAGGUAAAACGCACGCUCUGAUCUCCCCUCAGGAGCUGAGCAAGGGGCCCAGGGAAUAGCUGCCUCCUCUCAGGGGGCUUUUCUGAAAUCUUGGUCUCAGCCAAGGUCUCAGGCCUAUGAUGCUCCUUAAGAUUACCAAGGAGGAGCUGAUACGCGAGGGCAUAGGGUGCAGGGAGCUAGUGGCCCCGCCCCCACCAGCCUCCUGACUUGGAUGCUCCUGCCCAGAAAGAGCAUCCCAGGAGAAGAAGGCUAAGCUAGACAGACCACAGGUGGGGUCCAGGCACGUAGGUGGGGUGUUUUGGGGGAGCUGGCACAGGAGGCAGAAGCCCAGAACUGCCAGUCAAGAUGCUCUUCUGCACCCUGGAGCCCAGAUCAGUCAUGCGAGUGGAAAGUUCACCAGGCAGCGUGAGCCACAGUGUGAGACAGUUAGCUGGAAAGGCGUGGACCAGAGGCAGUGAGUGAGUCUGAAGACUGACCAAAGGCACAUGUUUAGACCACAAGGGCCAGAGACCCACAGUCCCUGCCCUUGGUGCCUCCGGGGGCCCCCGGCCAGUAUGCCUGGCCCACCUCAGAGCCCUCUGUUGGGCUGCUGCUACCAGGGCCGCUCUGAGCCACUUGUGAACCAGGAACCCUGCUGCCUGAGGAUGUAUAUCUUCCCCCCUCUGACCAGGUGCAGCCUAGCGUCUGGCAGACGGCUGAGGCUUGUGGGAAGUAACCAGAUCUUUCUGGGCUUCAGUUUCCCCAUGUGAGGAGGAUUGACCAGAUUCAGCUCUUACCAUCCUAUGAGCUUGGCAGCCCCUCUAGAAGAAACGAGGAGUCAACUCCGAAAGGGGAUACUUGACAGGAGUAACUGCAGAGCUUUUGCCCUUGAGACCAAGGGCCUCAAGCUGACUGCCACUGCCAGGCAACAGCCUCUGUGCCCAAGACACAGUGAGGGAGUGGGGUGACACCCCCCACAGCCAACCCUCUAUCCAUCCCAAGGAAUGCAUUCUGGGGCCAGGUUAAGAGAAGCAUGGAGCCUGGACCAAAGAAGGAGCCCAUCCCCCUCCUAGGCUCCUCCUCUCUACAAAGUCCAGCCACUUGCAGACAUAGACCAACGGGGUCAGGAUGGUGAAGGGUUUCUAGAUCAAGCCAGCUGAGGCACAGUUGGAACAAGCAGGAGGUUUAGCCUGGAGAUGGAAAGAUGGGUAGAGGAAGUAUGGCUGUCAGUCAGAGAGAUUUCAACUUAAACUGAAGAGCUUUCUCAGAGAGCGCAUCAGAGAUGGGAGGGCCUGCCCUAGGAGCUGAUGAGUCCCUCGUGACUGGAGCGAGCGGUGUCACUGGGGCUGGCCUACCACUUUGCAGGGUUGUGUGUUGGGCCAGAUGACCUUACUUUCCCUUUCACCCCAGUCAAGUGAUGAACUGUGUGAACUCCGAACAAAAAAGUCUGAUGUGGGCUCUGUUCAUAGCUAUUCAUGAUAAUAAAAGUGGAGAAACUGUUCGUAGGCCCAGCACCGAA